AUGGACAGAGAAGAAGGUGGAACAUUGGCCAUGGGACGUGCAGAGAUUGAUACUGGAGCUCCAUUUAAGUCUGUUAAAGAAGCUGUUCUUUUGUUUGGAGAAAGAGUCUUAGUUGGAGAAAUCUAUGCCAACAAGCUCAAAGAGAUGCAAAAUGAAGUAAGUGAGACUGGAAAUGUACAACCCAAAGCUGGAGCAUUGGCAGCCGAGCUAGAAGAAACAAAGCGAAAACUCGAGGGAGUGAAAGAAGAAGCUAACUUGUUGUCUCAAUCUGCAAAGUCACUCGAGAAGGAACUUGAGCUGACAAAGAAAGAAUUGGAAGAGUCGAAAGUAAGAGAGAUGAAGUUGCUUCAAAGACGCGACGAUCCAGAGACAAAUGAAGAGAUUAAGUUUAUCGCCAACGCAACCAAUGUGGAAAUCAAGACACAAACUGAUGACGAUGAUAACGAGGAAACAGUUCAAAAGAGAAGAUAUGUGAAAUUUGCUAGUCCUCAUGUUUUAGCUCAAGUUAUUCCUAAUAAAGAUGAGUUACUUGGGAGACCUACUUCGGUUAAGAAAGGUAAGAAGAAGCCAGCAUUGAUGCCUUUGAUAGGAUGGCUUUUCUCAAAAAAGAAGGCAAGUUAUGAAGUUGAUCACUCUCCAAAAAGUUAA
Messenger RNA from Lathyrus sativus (Indian pea), 648 nucleotides. The record is from the annotation of a GenBank genome assembly. Lineage: Eukaryota; Viridiplantae; Streptophyta; Magnoliopsida; Fabales; Fabaceae.